UGGUUUGAACUUUAUUGAUUUGAUGGUGCGACAGGGGAAUAUCGACAACCCUCCUAAGACACCACUUGUUCCUGGGUUUGAAUGCUCUGGAAUUGUAGAAGCUCUUGGAGAUAGUGUGAAAGGAUUUGAGAUUGGCGACAGAGUUAUGGCUUUUGUAAACUACAAUGCGUGGGCUGAAGUAGUCUGUACCCCAGUAGAAUUUGUCUACAAGAUCCCAGAUGACAUGAGUUUUUCUGAAGCUGCUGCGUUUCCCAUGAACUUUGUAACUGCCUACAUGAUGCUCUUUGAAGUUGCUAACCUAAGAGAAGGCAUGUCUGUGCUGGUUCACUCAGCAGGAGGUGGGGUGGGUCAAGCUGUUGCUCAGCUCUGUUCAACUAUUCCCAAUGUUACUGUUUUUGGAACAGCUUCAUCUUUCAAACAUGAAGCAAUCAAAGACUCAGUAACUCACCUGUUUGACAGAAAUGCAGACUAUGUUCAAGAAGUAAAAAGAAUCUCAACGGAUGGAGUAGAUAUUGUUUUGGACUGCUUGUGUGGAGAAAAUACUGGGAAAGGCCUCAGUCUUCUCAAACCACUUGGGACUUACAUUUUAUAUGGUUCAUCUAACAUGGUUACGGGGGAGACAAAAAGCUUCUUCAGUUUUGCAAAAUCAUGGUGGCAGGUUGAGAAAGUAAAUCCUAUCAAGCUGUAUGAGGAGAACAAAGUCAUUGCUGGAUUUUCCCUGUUGAAUCUACUUUUCAAACAGAAUCGAGGUGGCCUGAUCAAGGGUGUGAUGGACAAACUCCUAAAUCUAUAUAACAAUAAGAAGAUCAAGCCUGUGGUUGAUUCAUUAUGGGCUUUGGAAGAGGUGAAGGAGGCCAUGCAGAGAAUCCAUGACCGAGGAAAUAUAGGAAAACUAAUUCUGGAUGUGGAGAAAGCACCCACUCCCCUGAUGGCCAACGACAGCACAGAGACAAGUGAGGCUGGAGAAGAGGAAGAAGAUCAUGAAGGGGACAAUGAGAAUAAAGAGCGCAUGCCAUUCAUCCAGUAACAGCCAGAGGUGGUGGAAGCAGAAAGGUUGAUGGAGAAGGGAACAAGAUUGGGAAAUCUAUUCUGUGCAUCAGUGAACAAAUGCUGUAGUACAGUGUGUGUUGUAUUUGUCUGCAGUCAGCUGAGCUAUGAGCUGUUGAUCAUUGUUGUUUUGAACUCAAGUGCCAUUCUCAUCCAGUGCAGUAUUAUGACAUUCCUGUGUAAUACCCUGUUUCUCUGUAGGAGUCCCAUGGAUUUUUCUGUUCCGGUUUAAAAGCCUUAUUAACUUACUGUGUAAUUUUAGAUGGGCAUCUUUCUCCUGCAAAUUCCAAUAUUUUGCAUAAGUUAUUAGGGGGGUUUGGGCUUUUUUUGCAAGUUGGAAACAGUAACAAAAAAAAUUCCCCACUUGCUGUCUGGAAAAUUCUAGUAACUGGAGGGAGGAUUUUAAGUUUGUGGAUUUUCAGUGUUAAAAUAAUUUUCCUUUUAUGAACCACAGAUAAAAGUUGCAA
Molecule: messenger RNA, 1514 nt
Organism: Balearica regulorum gibbericeps (East African grey crowned-crane)
Lineage: Eukaryota; Metazoa; Chordata; Aves; Gruiformes; Gruidae
Source: RefSeq, a predicted model, not a curated record